Molecule: messenger RNA, 2124 nt
Organism: Planococcus citri (citrus mealybug)
Lineage: Eukaryota; Metazoa; Arthropoda; Insecta; Hemiptera; Pseudococcidae
Product: lactosylceramide 1,3-N-acetyl-beta-D-glucosaminyltransferase-like
Exons: 8
Coding region: 625-2124 (499 amino acids)
Cellular component (GO): Golgi membrane
Molecular function (GO): hexosyltransferase activity
Source: RefSeq, a predicted model, not a curated record
AUGUGUACCUACCUAUGUACUUAGAUACCUACAUUUCUGAAAGUACCGAAUUUUUCAGAAUGUUCACCAGGCGAUUGAUUUUCUGCAUAAUAUCAUUACCUCUUAUCUCAUCAUCGAUAUCUUCAUUUCUCGAUAGAUUUAUACCUGGACAAUUAGAUGUUACAAGAAAUAGUCCGACAUGCCAAAACGAAAGAUGCAACAAGUUAUGUGACGAAAAAUAUCCAAAGACUUCCGAACAAGUGAUCAAUACUGUCGGCUGGUGUCAAAACACCGUUUGCCAGUGUAUUUUUGUGAGACGCAAUCUUCACAGGGAAAACUUUUUCAAUUUUUUCAGUUCCACUAUUGGUCCUGAAAGUUUUCCUACUACUCUGAAAUAGACUGUUCCGAAAGUGCUGUGUUUUUAUUUGAAUAAAUUUUCAGUCUUAAUUAAAUUGAUGGUUAUUCCAUCACAAUGUGAAAAAUUCUCAGUAGCUUUAGCCCACAUGCCUGGUAUUAUCUUAAGGACGUAUGUUCAUGAAUUUUUGAUGAUAAAUUAUGUUCAAUGCCUGAUAAGAAUUUAUGAGGAAUAGUUAACCUUGUAGUAUGUUUCCCAAUAGAUAGAACGAUUUUUUAUCAAAAUUUGAAAUGAAUUUGAAACUGUUUCGUAUUAACCGACGAAUAUUAACAAUUUGCAAAAUUUCAUUAUGUGUGUUUUGUUUUUCAGUCAUUUUUUACUUCGACGUACCGAUUUACUUGUUGUACCGCAAAAUUUAUCUUUCGAAAGGAAAUUCAAAUGGUGGAGAAAUUUAUAAACCAAAUGGGAAAAUUCAUAAACCUACCCCAAAAUUUCACAGAAUACAUCAACAAUUUAAUAGCGAAGAAUACCAUACGUUCAAAUCUUUGGAAGAAGAAAGACGGGAGUAUCAAGAAUUUCAACGCAUACGUGCAGAACACUUGAAAUUGAUACGAUUGGAUAGACUAGCUAAACACCCUUUUGAAGCAGAAAAUGCCGAAGAUUAUUCUAGUGACGACGACGACGAUGAUGAUGACGAAGAGGACGAAGAUGAUGACGCUAACAACGAUGAAGUUGUCAUACAAUAUCUUUAUAAAUCCAAUAAUGAAGAAAUAGAAGAAAUUGAUACUAAAGAAAUUGAAUAUCAACUUGAAGGAGAAAAAUUGCCAUCUGUCGUACUUCCUCCUGGAUUAUUACAAUGGGGUCGUUUAUAUUCACUGUUUCAUUACCUCAAACCCUCAAUUCCAGAAAAUGAGAGAGAACCCAUAGGAUGGGAAAAAAAUGUCAGCCGUAGAGCCAUUGAUUAUAUUAAUCAAAACUACGAUACAUCAUUCACACAUUUUUCAAAAGAUAUCUGCAUUGUGAGACAGCCACAAAUAUUGAUAAUAAUUUGUUCUCGUCCACGAAAUGUUUUCUUACGCCAAAGCAUUCGUUUAACCUGGGCACGAUGGGCGGAUCAAUACAAUAUCACGAUUUUAUUUUUAAUGGGGUACCCCGUUGAUAAUCGAUUAGAUGCAAAAUUAUUGGAAGAGAGCAAUUUACGACGAGAUCUAAUUCUUGAAGGGUUUGACGAUACGUACAAUAAUUUAACUUUGAAGACGAUUUUCAUGCUAAAAUGGGUACAAAUGUACUGUGCAGAAGUUCCAUUCGUAUUGAAGCUAGAUGACGAUGUUUAUGUAAACUUGGAAAAUUUACACAAUUACGUAAUGAAAAUUCAAAAAAAUGAUCUCAGUAAGCUUUUAGUGGGAAAAGUUGAACCGAAUGCGAAACCUUAUCGAGACCUCACUAACAAAUGGUACAUGCCAUAUUAUUUAUACAAAUCGGAACAGUAUCCGAAUUACACUCAAGGUGUAGCGUAUUUAAUGUCUAAACAAGUGGCUUCGAAAUUAUACGAAUACUCUUUAACUAAAGAAUUUCUUCAUCUAGAAGAUGUAUUUCUUACAGGAAUAUGUGCUCAAGAGCUUGAUAUAACACCAAUCGAUCAAGAAGAAUUUCGUUUCACAAAAGAACCUCAAAUUGGAUGUCAUGACGAACUUUUCCCCAAAUUAGCAAUAGUAUCUCAUCAUGUUAAAGUUCUCGAUAUGUACAAAAUCCAUUAUAGAGCUUUAAGUUGCUCCGUAAUAUCGUUUUAA